CCCAAUCAAGCCAUCGAGGGGCCCACCAAAUCCACGUCGGCUCUCCGCUUCCCAACGCCCCUCCUGCAUCGCAACUUCACCUCCUUUUCUAUUUCCCCCCGGUUUCCUCCAAAGCGCCCCAAAAACCCACCCUCCAAAACCCUCUUCGUUGGGGCAAAUCGUCGAACACUUGUGGCGCUAUCUCUCGCUCCCAACCGUGCGGACACCUGAGACGUAGCAAUGGAGGAGCUUGGUGGCCGCCUCAUCGGCGACUACAUGCUUGGCCCGAAGAUCGGGUCUGGCUCCUUUGCCGUCGUCUGGCAUGGCCGCCACCGACACUCCGGGAUGGAGGUCGCCGUGAAGGAGAUCGAUAAGAAGCAGCUCAGCCCUAAGGUUCAUGAUAGCCUUCUUAAGGAGAUCGACAUCCUUCGCCAUGUCUCUCAUCCUAACAUCGUUCGCUUCCAUCACGCCGUUCAGACUGAUGAGAGGAUUUUUCUUGUGCUGGAGUACUGCGAUGGGGGCGAUCUUGCUGCGUAUAUUCAGCGUCAUGGCCGGGUUUCGGAGGCCUUGGCCAGGCAUUUCAUGAGGCAGCUCGCUUCAGGAUUGCAGGUUUUGCGGGAGAACAAUCUCAUCCACAGGGAUUUGAAACCACAGAAUCUUCUCUUGUCAACUAAUGGUGAUGCCCCUGUUUUGAAGAUUGGGGAUUUUGGAUUUGCAAGGUACCUGAUGCCGCAAGGAUUGGCAGACACAUUAUGUGGCUCUCCAUUAUACAUGGCUCCAGAGAUCAUACAGAACAAAAAGUAUGAUGCCAAGGCUGACUUAUGGAGUGUUGGAGCAAUUCUUUACCAACUGGUGACUGGGAAACCACCUUUUGAUGGCGCAAGUCAAUUUCAGCUUUUCCAAAACAUAUUGGCUUCUAGUGAGCUAAAAUUUCCACAAGAGGUUUUGGCAGAUUUGCAUCCUGAUAUUGUUGACCUCUGUAAAAGACUUUUACGUCAGGAACCAGUGGAAAGACUAACUUUUGAGGAAUUCUUCAAUCACAAGUUCCUUGCUGUCGAAAGGCCAAGUGAAUGUGUUGAAUCUGUACAAGGCACUGCAAAUGAUAAGGUAGGAAUGACACCUGAUUGUGCUCCAUCAAGUUCAUCAAAUGCUCGGAGUGUGCAGGCUGAAAGCAUGGACCAUAAGCUUUUUGGCUUAGUCACAUCAAAAGUUACAGACUCAUUGGAAGGCAUUGAACAAGAAUAUGUACUUGUUCACCGUCAUCUAGCUUCUUUGGAGACCUUAGCCUCUUCAAUUGAGGAGACAUCAUGGAAGGACAGUAGUGGAGCCAAACUUCCUAGCAAGGGCACUUCUGUUCAGUUGCAAAAGGAUGAAACAUACAUUACCUCAUUAUGUCAAUCUGAAAGUGGACAAGACAAUCUGCCUUCUCAUUCAUCAGUAUUACAACAAUCCUUUGCAGCGGAAAAACCACAAGGAGCACCAUCAUUGCAUCCUUCUACUAAGCUUCAGUUUUUAUAUCACUAUAUUCGUGCUAUAACAGACGUAGUGCAAGAAAAGCUUACUGAAGGAUUGCAUUUGGAAUCAUUUUCAAUUGAACUUGUUGCUUUAGCUGUGUGGAGAGAAGCUCUUAGAAUGUGCACUUGCUGGAUGUCGUCAGCCAAGGGAAAAGCCCUCGAUACCUGUUUGCUUAGCAUUGCACCUCAAACAAAUGAUAGUUCAUUUCCAUAUACUGUUCAAGAGGUUGAUUUCUGGAAUCCAUCCUCUGUGUGCUCCUGGGUGGAACAUGGAUUUAUUAAUGCCUAUGAGCUUGCAGAAAAGAUAGCUGACAAUUUUCAAAAUAUUGAUGGUGAUAUCAUGAUGCCAGAUGCUAUGGAAAUUUUAUUUCAAGCAGCUUUGUGUGCUGGGAAGAGUGGUGCUGCUGAUGAACUUAUGGGCAACAAGAGCAGAGCAAUGUCAUCAUACUCAAGAGCAACCACACUGUUUACAUUCAUUCUGUUGGAAGCCAUGUCCCUGCCUUUGAACCCUCCAUUUGUUCUCUCAUCUUCGGACAAGCAGCGCAUACAAAGGUACAUAAUGAACUUAAGAGCUCAUAUGAAUCGAUCUCUAAUGGGCGAACCAGUUACUGAUCAAACCAAGGACUCUACUUCCAAGUAAAUAUACCUUACAUUAUAUAACUGACUGACAAAUUCACGUUCCAUGGUCCUGUGACAUUUUUCUUCUUUGGAAACCAUGCGAAAAUAUUAAUAUCGAGUUCGAGGACAUGCCGCUUUUCCAAGAAAUAUGGCUAUGAGUUCGCUGACAUGUUUUGUCUGGGUACAUGAAUUUUUAGUCAGAUAAAUAUCUCUAGUGGAGAAUGUAAAUAAUGUCUGGCAAAAUCCACAACAUGUCUGUAAGCCUGUGAGUAAUAGAAAACAGAUAUAAUCUGUACAGAUGACUGAUAAAAGCAAGCUUGCUUCUAUAAAUUAAUUUACAUCUUUGAAGAAAUCUAUUUUGUGUUUGCAGUAA
Messenger RNA from Dioscorea cayenensis subsp. rotundata (Guinea yam), 2484 nucleotides. RefSeq names its product serine/threonine-protein kinase ATG1a. The record is from RefSeq and is a predicted model, not a curated record. Gene Ontology annotation, cellular component: cytoplasm; autophagosome. The transcript has 13 exons. The coding region runs from base 220 to 2133 and encodes 637 amino acids. Lineage: Eukaryota; Viridiplantae; Streptophyta; Magnoliopsida; Dioscoreales; Dioscoreaceae. Gene Ontology annotation, biological process: protein autophosphorylation; autophagosome organization; peptidyl-serine phosphorylation. Gene Ontology annotation, molecular function: protein serine/threonine kinase activity; ATP binding.